This is a messenger RNA of Lathyrus oleraceus (garden pea), 450 nucleotides long. RefSeq lists its product as uncharacterized. The transcript has a single exon. NCBI's taxonomy places the organism in Eukaryota, Viridiplantae, Streptophyta, Magnoliopsida, Fabales, Fabaceae. Bases 1 to 450 code for a protein of 149 amino acids. The record is from RefSeq and is a predicted model, not a curated record.
AUGGAUACUUGCAAAGAUAUAUCCACUCCAAUGGGAUCGGGGACAUAUCUUGAUCAUGACGAAUCCAGAACUUCAAUUGAUAUCACUAAGUAUCGAGGUAUGAUCGGUUUGUUGUUGUAUCUAACGACUAGUCGACCUGAUAUUAUGUUUAGUGUAUGUUUAUGUGCUCGAUUUCAAGCAUAUUCUAAGGAAUCUCAUCUCACUGAUGUGAAGAGAAUAAUGAAGUAUCUCAAAGUAACAUCCAAUGUCGGCUUAUGGUACCCCAAAGUUAGUAUAUGUAGUCUUGUUGGUUUCUAUGAUGUAGAUUAUGUAGGAUGCACGACAUACAGGAAAAGCACGAGUGGAACAUGUCACAUUUUUGGAAAUUCUCUACUUUCUUGGUCGUGUAAAAAGCAAGCGAGUGUGUCUCUCAGCACUGCAGAAGCAAAAUAUAUCGCUGCCGGUAGUUGA